Molecule: messenger RNA, 1686 nt
Organism: Mandrillus leucophaeus (drill)
Lineage: Eukaryota; Metazoa; Chordata; Mammalia; Primates; Cercopithecidae
Product: protein C21orf2-like
Exons: 3
Coding region: 1-441 (146 amino acids)
Biological process (GO): cytoskeleton organization
Source: RefSeq, a predicted model, not a curated record
AUGUGGGUGAGGCCACUCAUGCUGUGUUCUGUCCUUCAUCCCGAAGCUGUGACGGAGGAGGAGCUGUCCCGUGCACUGAGUGAGGGAGAGGAGAUCACCGCAGCCCCGGAGAGAGAGGGCACAGGCCACGGCGGCCCCAAGCCAUGCUUCACACUGAGCUCCCUCAGCUCCGCUGCUGAGACCGGCCAGGACCCGCUGGACAGCGAGGAGGAGGCAAUCAGCACCCAGGGUGAACUUGGCCUGAAGCCCCCUUCCCGGGACCAGUUUCCUUCCUUCUCACCCAGAGAUGCUUUGAGCAGCCACAGGAGCAGGAACGUCCUGACCGCCAUCCUGCUGCUGCUGCGGGAGCUGGACGCAGAGGGGCUGGAGGCCGUGCAGCUGACUGUGGGCAGCCGGCUGCAGGCCCUGCGUCGGGAGGAGGUGCAGGAGCACGCCGAAUGACCACAGGACCUGAGCGCCGCUCCACUGUCCACGGGGACCCCAGUGUCUUCCCCAGCCCCCAGGAGCUGAAGGGUGGCUGCCACAGCCCUGGCCCCACACAAAAGCCUCCCCGGUUUGCCACGUCGGCCGAGGGCAGGAGUGGGUGUUGUGCUGGCUAGCUGGAGCGGUGGAGAUGCCUGUCCACACCAGAAUGUCCCCAGGACUCCCCUUCUGUGGUCUGGAGGUUCUGGGCUGGCCUGGGCUCUUGAAGGGAGGAUUUUGCAGGUUGUCCUCCCUAAUAAAAGAUUUUCCCACGGUUGAUCUGGAGGUGACAUUUCCCAAUGGUCGUGACAGCCUUUCUGAAAGCAAGGGCCGUUUCUCGGCAGAAUGAGGAGGUGUUCACGAAUGGCUUUGCCGAUUCCAGCCCUUGGUCCUUGGAUAGAUUUCUGUUGAGCAAGGGAGGCUUCCAGAAUGCCGGCGUCCACAGGGACAUCUGCCCUGAGCUGCUCUCCGCAGGAAGGCAGCAGCCUCCCGCGUCCACGGGAGAGGGUUUUGUUUCUUGGCCAGGCUGGGCAGGUGCGCCUUCCUUUCUCUCUUCUGUGAAGAACUGCAGGGGGGCCCUCAGCUGUGAGGCUGUGGGUGAACAGGCCUGUUUGCUCUGGGGUCUGGGCCUGGCACAGGAAGCAGCUGGACUAGGGGAGUCCUUGGAGCAUCUGAGAGGAGUUUUCUUUCCUCUGGGAAGAGUUCCGAGUCUUAUGACGAUGCCACGAUCUGGGCAGUGACCCGCGGCCCUGGGGACCUUCCUAGUACCCCCCAAAACCAAGGGAGCAUUCACGUGAGAUGGGGAGUCAGCCUUCCAGCUGGUGUGUAGGAAAGCCAGGUCCCUGGGCUCUUGUCCUGUGUGGGGUUGGGACCCAGAUCUCCGUGAGAUGUCCCCAUCCUCCGCCAAGCGGUGAUGCGUGACCACGCGUGCAGGCCACUGCUCUCCCAAGCUCAAGGCCAUGCAGUGUGAUCGUCACCAGAGCCAGCUGCAGCAUUGGGGCAGUCACUGUCACUGGACUUGGGGAAGCCCAGGGUGAAGACAGUCACUCAUCCGUGCAAGCUCUUCACAAGGGGUGCGAUCCCUCCAGAAGGGGUGCGAUCUCUGAGCAGUGGGGAGUGGAGUCACCACUUGGGACAUGGAGGGUGGACAGUUCAGGCCUGUGUCUGCCUUCCUGGGACUGUGGGAUGGGCACCCGGCGCCCUCAGUAAAGUGCUUCCUUGGAA